Molecule: messenger RNA, 723 nt
Organism: Geodia barretti
Lineage: Eukaryota; Metazoa; Porifera; Demospongiae; Tetractinellida; Geodiidae
Source: the annotation of a GenBank genome assembly
AUGCGGCUAGUCGGCGAAGGAAUCCAGGCAGGGUUCGCGCUGGAGACUCCUCUCGACGACGGGCCGCCAGGCACGGACGGAGCCGACUGGGUGACCGUCGGAAUUCGCGCGUCGGACAUCAUACUUUCGGCUGAGGAGCCGGUCGGGACAUCGGCCCGCAACCGCCUACCGGGCACCGUAACCGAAAUAGAGGUGAGGCCGCCAGGAUACACGGUUGAACUGGACUGCGGCGUUCCCCUUCAAUGCCAUGUAACCGGCGCCUCGCUGGAGGAGAUGGGGAUCAGGGAGGGUCAGCAACUCUGGGCCGUAUUCAAAGCCUCAUCGUGUUUCCUGGUACACGAGCAGGGAAGGUACCCGCUGGUCUUGAGACACCAAGGUUACUCGGGGCAGGUUUUUCAACGUAAACCAGCCGGUUUUCCCAUCCCGACGGCCGUCGGUUGGUCCGCUGGGGCACAGAGCUCACCGGCCCUGUACCUGAAAGUGCUGAGGAGGUCUCCCGUGGCAUUGUCGGACAAGACCAUGGUUUGCGUGGAGUGUGGAAGCGAGUUCAUCUUCACCGUCGGGGAGCAGGAAUUUUUUCAGGCUCGCGGAUUUGGAAACGAACCCAAGCGCUGCCGCAGUUGUCGGGCCGUGCGCCGCACUGAACAGCGGGGCGGCGGGGGCGGCGGUGGCGGGGGCGGCAUGUUGGUUACCAGGAUGGGCCGCGCGAAAUGUAUCCUAUAG